Messenger RNA from Arabis nemorensis, 1107 nucleotides. The record is from the annotation of a GenBank genome assembly. NCBI's taxonomy places the organism in Eukaryota, Viridiplantae, Streptophyta, Magnoliopsida, Brassicales, Brassicaceae.
AUGGAAGAAAGUAAAAUAAACUUGUUAGAUGAAGAUGCUAAAGCUUCUCUAGACAUAUGGAGAUAUGUCUUUGGUUUUGCAGAUAUAGCAGCUGCAAAGUGUGCAAUUGACCUUAAGAUACCCGAAGCCAUUGAAAACCAUCCUUCGUCACAGCCCGUGACACUAGCCGAGCUCUCCUCCGCCGUCUCCGCCUCUCCGUCACAUCUCCGCCGUGUAAUGAGGUUUCUUGUACACCAAGGAAUCUUCAAAGAAGUCCCUACAAAAGAUGGUCUAGCCACAGGUUACACUAACACACCACUCUCUCGCCUUAUGAUGAUCACAAAACGUGACGGUAAGUCUAUGGCUCCUUUUGUUCUCUUCGAAACGAGCCCUGAGAUGCUAGCUCCGUGGCUGAGACUGAGCUCAGUCGUUGCCUCGCCGGUCAAUGGUUUAAGUCCACCACCGUUCGACGCGGUGCAUGGUAAGGACGUGUGGUCGUUCGCGCAGGAUAAUCCAUGCCUUAGCGAGAUGAUCAACGAGGCCAUGGCUUGUGAAGCAAGGCGAGUGGUGCCACGUGUCGCUGGAGCUUGUCAAGGCUUGUUUGAUGGCGUGGCUACGGUGGUUGACGUAGGAGGUGGUACCGGAGAGACGAUGGGGAUAUUGGUUAAGGAGUUUCCUUGGAUUAAAGGAAUUAACUUUGAUCUUCCUCAUGUUGUUGAAGUUGCUCAAGUUUUCGAUGGUGUUGAGAAUGUUAAAGGCGAUAUGUUUGAUUCUAUUCCUGCGUGCGACGCCGUUUUCAUCAAGUGGGUGUUACAUGAUUGGGGAGACAAAGAAUGCAUAAAAAUAUUGAAGAAUUGCAAAGAAGCGGUCCCACCAAAUAUUGGAAAAGUGUUGAUAGUGGAAUCUGUGAUAAGAGACAAGAAGAAGACGAUGAUAGUGGAAGAAAGAGAUGAGAAAUUAGAACACGUGAGAUUGAUGCUUGAUAUGGUGAUGAUGGCUCAUACAAGCACAGGCAAAGAAAGGACUUUGAAAGAGUGGGACUUUGUUCUUAACGAAGCUGGUUUUGCUCGAUAUGAAGUUAGAGACAUUGAUGAUGUUCAGUGUGUUAUCAUCGCGUAUCCUAAUUAA